Anopheles aquasalis is the source of this 3222-nucleotide messenger RNA. It is a transcript of the gene qsm, whose product is annotated as Zona pelucida superfamily protein qsm. NCBI's taxonomy places the organism in Eukaryota, Metazoa, Arthropoda, Insecta, Diptera, Culicidae. The record is from RefSeq and is a predicted model, not a curated record. Gene Ontology annotation, biological process: anatomical structure morphogenesis.
AGGAGAGGGUUCGUCGCUUGCUGGCGCUGCUAGUCGAGACAAGUUUCUUCUCACGUUCGCUCGGUGCUGUGUAGCCGCAUGUCUCGCUAGUGUUUGUGUGCUAGUGUGUCUGAGCGGAUCGUUUGCGUGCUGAGAUCGUUCUCAUUGUUGAAGGUAUAGGCGGCGUAUUGUGAAGCCGUCACUGCUGCCGCUGCCACUCGUGGCCACUAGUAACGCAACGAAACGACUGCUAUCGGCCCUCACACGGUGCAUGCAUGUUAGAUGUGCAAAAUAUGGGAAACCAAUAAAGUGAACCAUCAUCAGAGUUAGUGUUGAGUGAAUGAGAAAAGAGAAAAACCCUGAAGUCUGUGAAGUGUACGUGCCUUCGAAACGUCGCCCAGUUCGAUCGAUCAAUCGAUCAGUAAGUGAGUGAGUGAGUGAAGCGAAUAAGAAGCAGUUUAUGUGUGUUUCUGCUGUUGCACCAUUACGUUGCUUUGCAUCGCAAGUGGUCUGCUCGUGCCCGCGCCCUUUUGCAUUGCAUAACUCCCCGGCAAUCGGCGUACAGCUCUGUAACUGCGAGUUGGCUGUGCAUGUUCACCGUUAGAAGGGUGCGCUUUCGUGGGGGUUCUCUAUGCGUGCAUGAAAAUCGAUUGAUCGACUGCCGCCCAGGCAACGCCGUCGCCGCCGCCGCCGCCGCCACCUACUCUUCGUCAAACCGAGUGUGUCCGAGUGUGUCUGUGUUUGUUGUAGUGUCUCGUACGCGAGUGUCGAGGGUAGUAACUCCACACCUCAACCUCAACUUCGGAAAGCUGGUCCGCCAGAGUUUGUCGCUGCCAAUCGCAACCCGGUGCCCGGUAACCUAGGGUCAUUCGAAUCGAACGGCUCGGUGAACAUGAAGCUGUUCUACUACACGCUAGCUGGCCUAGCGUUGGCGGUGGCCAUAUGCGAUGCGAAAGCUUCCCAUAAGGUCACGUGUACCGAUGAGACGAUGCGGGUGGACAUUGCGCUACCCUCGAGCAACGUGUCCAACGAUCGCGUCUACCUCGAGGGUAUGAAGGGUUAUCCGAAUCCGCUGUGCCGGCCAACGAUAAUGGAAAAUCUGGCCACCUUCGAGCUGUCGCUGAAGAACAUCUACGAUUGUGGUGUGACGCGUGUGAUCAACCAUAUUACGGGUAACAAAGUGUUCUACCAUCGGAUUAUAGUGGAAGCGGAGGAUCAGAACACGGGCAGCAGUAAUAAGGAGGCAGUGAGCGUAAAAUGCAUCGUGGCCGGAAGUCCGGAAUUCAACGUGUCCCAUAGCAUCGUGAAACGAGACAUUCUGCCAGCGGGAUUCGCGGAAACAGAGGAUUUCAACGAAACCGAGAUCAUCACAAACGCCCCAGAACCAAAGCUGAGUAUGGCAAUCCGGUUGGGCGACAAGCUGGUGUCGGGCGAUCUGAACGUUAGCCCGGGUGCUCACCUGCAGAUGGAGAUUGCUCUCGAUGACAAAUCAGCCCCGAUCUAUGGCCUCGGUGUAAACUACAUGCUCGUCACGGACACCAAGAACCAGGCGGAAACGAUCAUCUUCAAUGGCUGUUCCGUGGAUCCGUUUCUGUUCGAAAACUUCAACACCGUCGAGGGUGAUGUGCUGGCGGCCAAAUUCCGGGCCUUUAAGUUUCCUGACUCGACCUAUGUCCAGUUUCAAAGCACGGUGAAUGUAUGCGUUGACCGGUGCAAGGGUGUGAUCUGUACCAACGGGCAGACCGCAUUCGGGCGUCGGAAGCGCCGUGAGAUCAGCCAAUCGCCCGCCGAUCCGAACAAGGUGUACGAAGUAACGAUGACAACCUUCAUCAAAGUGAACUACGACGAAAACGCGGACCAAAAUGCCGUCUCGGAGAUCGAUCAAAAGAUUCGCCAGCUUAAGCUCACCAACCAGAAGCUGGCACGUAACAGCCGGGCCGGCAAUGUGUUCGAGAGUAUCCACGAAGCACCGCGACCACAGAGCGGGGCGGGACAGGCGGAACCCAUUACCACACCUGCUGCUGCUGCUGCGCCCACCGCGGACAACGAGGACGCAAAGGUCGAAGAAACGAUCGUAUUCCGUGAGGUGAUCACGCGGAAGGAAGCUUCCUACAACAGUGACGAUGACGUUGCCAGUGGCAGCGAUCCAUCGUUCGGCCGGCGGAUGAGCUUUUCCCUCCAACUGUCCCUGCUGGCGCUGCUGGCCAGUGUGGUAUUCCAUUUCCGCCAUUGAAAAGAAUUCGAUUUCCAACGGUACAACGGGGCAGCGUAAAAACGGCGACAGUAGCCAGCAACUGAUCAGAGUAACGAGCGAACGAGCAUCUCCGGCAGGCAGACCCCGAUCCUGAAGUCUUUCGGCGUUCGAAUGCCUGUGGUUGGUUUUGGGGCCGGCAUUUAGGAGCUACCGGCAUGUACAUACAGCGAUGAUCGGAUCACGAUCAUCAUCUGCGAUCAGUGGCAGUCCGGUGGACUCCCCGAAGCAGCGUGACAGUGCGAGCGAGCAGGUUUUAGUUUUUAACAGUAGCUUUCUUAAAAAAAAAAACGGAAAUCAAUAUUAUGCCCCCUCAUUGAGUGCUUGGUAGUUUGUAGCUGACGACUUUCACUGAUUGUCGGCAGGACAGAGGACAAAUUAGAAGACUAAUCUAUGAAGGUUAACGGUAGCUGCCUCUCCGAACGGUAAGGAUUACAUGAGGUAGCCGAACUAACAUCGCACACGCAUUGGGUAGAGAGCCUGCUCAUAACUUUUACUUGAAUUAACGCUAGACACGCUAGACAGGUAGAACAGAUGCUAAAGAUACGAUGCAUUGCAAGGGUAGCUUGUAGUAAUGGCAGUUCAUCGAUGGCAGCGGUGCUGGCUCCAGCAAAGGAGCCGUUGUCGCAGACAGUACGGAUAAGAUUAUGCUAGUCUAAUUACGGAUAACAAAACGCGGCGAAGGAAGUACGCAAAUAUGGACUUUCGGAGUGUGGUGAGUAGCGAAACGAAGCGAAACACAUCGCCACCUUUCGGGGGCUGGCUCUAAAAGGGAUCAUGCGAUGAGUGGAUGAGAUUUGAAUUGGAGCAACGUCGCCAGUAGUAUAUGCUCAUGCUCUUCACUACCAAUCUCACCCGCUGAUCCUAACCCUGUGAAGAGGGUGGCUGAGGAGAUGGCAAUUAAUGAUUAAUCUACGUGAACAACAUUGUGACAAACACAUAAGACAAGCAAACACUAGUGUCAAUAAAUCUAACAAUAAAGAAAAGAACUA